Molecule: messenger RNA, 900 nt
Organism: Ctenocephalides felis (cat flea)
Lineage: Eukaryota; Metazoa; Arthropoda; Insecta; Siphonaptera; Pulicidae
Product: short-chain specific acyl-CoA dehydrogenase, mitochondrial-like
Exons: 9
Coding region: 1-900 (299 amino acids)
Biological process (GO): butyrate catabolic process; fatty acid beta-oxidation using acyl-CoA dehydrogenase
Cellular component (GO): mitochondrion
Molecular function (GO): flavin adenine dinucleotide binding
Source: RefSeq, a predicted model, not a curated record
AUGUCGCACCUUUGCAGAAAAAAUCUGAAGCCUAUAGCUGGAGAUCUAGAUAGAAAUAACAAAUUUCCAACAGAACAAAUUCAGCACCUUGGAAAAUUGGGGCUUAUGGCAAUAAACGUAGAUCCAGACUAUGGAGGUUCAGGUUUAGACACCUUGUCUAUUUCAUUAGCUGUUGAAGAAAUUGCAAGAGGAUGCGGAGGAACUGGUGCAAUAGUUUCAAUCCACAAUUGUUUGUACGCCUGUCUCUUGAAUAGACUCGGGACCACAAAACAGAAAGAACAAUUUCUACGACCUUGUACAAGUGGAAAUAUAGGUGCUUUUGCUCUGAGUGAAUCAGAGGCUGGCAGUGAUGUAGCAGCCCUAUCAACUACAGCAACAAAGGAUGGAGACCAUUGGCUUUUAAAUGGAAUGAAAGCAUGGGUGACUUCAGCAUAUGAAGCUAAGGCUGCAGUGAUAUUUGCCACAGUUGACAAAACUUUACAACAUAAAGGCAUCACGGGUAUAGCACGAGCUUCUUUGGAUUCAGCAGUUGAAUACGCCUCAAAACGAAAAGCAUUUGGAACUUAUUUGAUAGACAUGCCUGCCGUAAAAGGACACAUAGCAGAUGUAGCUUUACGACACGAGUCAGCACGGUUGCUAACUUGGAAAGCAGCCUCUAUGAAGGAUGCAUGCGAACGAACAACAAAAUACAGUUCUAUGGCUAAAAUCGCAGCUAGCCAAUGCGCGACAUUCGCAGCACAUACUGCUAUGCAAAUAAUGGGCGGGAUGGGAUAUGUGAACGAUAUGCCAGCUGAAAGGCACUAUAGAGAUGCACGAAUCACUGAAAUUUACGGUGGGGUUACGGAUAUCCAGAAGCUGGUGAUUGCGGAUCAAGUCAUACGCGAAAUGGGCUAUGAAUAA